UAGUUUCGACAAUUACAACCAGUUAUAAAAUUCCAUUAUCUCCGUUAGUAGCUAGCUAGCUCGCUAAGUGAAAAAUGGCUGCAGCCAUAGCCAACUACAACAUCAAAAUGAACGAACUCACAGCCGACCUGGCUGUGGAGGGAUUCCAAUCAGCUGAAGUGGAUGCUAUAAUGAAAGCAGUUAGAGACGACAAGACAUGGAACGCAAUUGAGAGGAAUGCCAACCUCCAAGGUUUAUGUGGUAUUCCUACUGCAAAAAAGGCAGACGUGACAGACAUUAAUGUAAUAGAGAUGGCAAAAUUUUCAGUGGACAAGUACAACGAGGAGGCUGGGACCAAGCUGGUGUUCAUGAAAGUGAUUGCCUGCGCCUUGUGGAAUCUAGGUGUUGUCACUGUCUACGCGCUUCUCAUUCAAACUCAGGAUAGCAAGGGCACAUAUAUUGAUAAAGCAGUGGCUGUUGAUGUCACGAUAAUCGGAAAGAAACUCUUAUGGUACAAACAUUAAUCAAGAGCUGCUCUUGAAUUGAGAAUGAUUAACGUAUUUUUACUAAAUACUUCAAUUAUCUGGUCUCUGUGUGUGGUCAAGUGUUAUGUGUGGAUGUUUAAAAGAAUAGAUGUAUUGCUGAGAUGCACCUCCCUUGUACUGUAAUGAAUCUUGAAGGUGCCAAGAAUGCACCAAUAAAUAAAUAAAACCAGCUGUGUGUGUUUGAGUUCA
Molecule: messenger RNA, 713 nt
Organism: Coffea arabica (coffee)
Lineage: Eukaryota; Viridiplantae; Streptophyta; Magnoliopsida; Gentianales; Rubiaceae
Molecular function (GO): cysteine-type endopeptidase inhibitor activity
Source: RefSeq, a predicted model, not a curated record